Molecule: messenger RNA, 2443 nt
Organism: Lonchura striata (white-rumped munia)
Lineage: Eukaryota; Metazoa; Chordata; Aves; Passeriformes; Estrildidae
Gene: AP3M1
Product: adaptor related protein complex 3 subunit mu 1
Biological process (GO): vesicle-mediated transport; intracellular protein transport
Cellular component (GO): clathrin adaptor complex
Source: RefSeq, a predicted model, not a curated record
GCCGGCGGGCCCGGGGAGCGAGGGGGCCGUGCUCGGGCGCUCGGCGCAGGCAGCGCCCCGGCCGGCCGCGCCUCCGCCGGGGGGCGGCCCCGCGCCGCCGCCGGGCCUCGCCGCCAUCUUGGCCGCUGUCCCGGGAGCGGGACGGGCCGUGCCGGGCCGGGGGAGAAAAUGAUCCACAGCCUGUUUCUUAUAAACUGUUCUGGUGAUAUCUUCUUGGAGAAGCACUGGAAGAGUGUUGUGAGCCAAUCUGUCUGCGAUUAUUUCUUUGAAGCUCAGGAGAAAGCAAUUGAUGUUGAGAAUGUGCCUCCUGUCAUCUCAACUCCACAUCACUACCUCAUCAGCAUCUAUCGGGAUAAAAUCUUCUUUGUGUCUGUCAUACAGACAGAAGUGCCACCACUCUUUGUAAUUGAAUUUCUGCACCGAGUAGCAGAUACUUUCCAGGAUUACUUUGGCGAAUGUUCUGAGACGGCAAUUAAGGACAAUGUAGUAAUUGUGUAUGAACUUCUAGAAGAAAUGCUAGACAAUGGCUUUCCAUUGGCAACAGAAUCUAACAUACUGAAGGAGCUGAUUAAGCCUCCCACAAUUUUGCGCUCUGUUGUCAACUCCAUCACAGGCAGUAGUAAUGUGGGAGACACGCUUCCCACUGGACAGUUAUCCAACAUUCCUUGGCGCAGAGCGGGAGUAAAAUACACAAACAAUGAAGCCUAUUUUGAUGUCAUUGAAGAAAUUGAUGCAAUUAUAGACAAAUCAGGUUCCACUGUCUUUGCAGAAAUCCAAGGUGUUAUUGAUUCGUGUAUUAAGCUCUCAGGAAUGCCAGAUCUUUCUCUGUCUUUCAUGAACCCACGGCUGCUGGAUGACGUCAGCUUCCAUCCAUGUAUUCGGUUCAAGCGCUGGGAGUCCGAGCGAGUCCUGUCCUUUAUUCCUCCCGAUGGCAAUUUCAGACUCAUCUCCUACCGUGUCAGCUCCCAGAACUUGGUGGCAAUUCCUGUAUAUGUGAAGCACAUGAUCAGUUUUAAGGAAAAUACUUCUUCAGGAAGAUUUGAUGUUACCAUUGGACCAAAACAGAAUAUGGGGAAAACAGUAGAAGGAGUAGUCAUGACAGUUCACAUGCCAAAGGCUGUACUUAACAUGAACCUCACUGCUACACAAGGCAGCUAUACAUUUGACCCAGUUACUAAAGUGCUAACAUGGGAUGUGGGCAAAAUCACCCCUCAAAAGCUACCAAACCUGAAGGGCAUAGUGAACCUGCAGUCUGGAGCCCCCAAGCCAGAGGAGAACCCAAGUUUAAACAUCCAGUUUAAGAUACAACAGCUUGCAAUUUCAGGACUGAAAGUGAAUCGCCUAGACAUGUAUGGGGAAAAAUACAAGCCUUUUAAAGGUGUCAAAUACAUUACAAAAGCAGGAAAAUUCCAAGUCAGGACUUGAGAAGAUGCUAAGAGGAAAUUCCCCUUAAAAAUCUUGACUGCUUAGUGACUUAUGUUGGUUAGGUGCCAAUUAAUUAAUAGACACUGAUUAGUUCGGGAUCAAAUCAUUUGUGCACAGCAGCUCUUAAAAUGAAAGCAUAGCUUUGUUUUUCUUAAUAUGGCUUUAAAAUAAGGUACUUUUUUUCUAUUACACUUUCACUCUUUUUUUACUGAAUUGUUGUGCUGGUGAAUAGUUUGAUAUGGGCAACCCACAGAUACACUGCCAGUCAGAUACCAAAGCCCUGAGGUCAAGCACAUUCUGAAGGCCAGACAGGCCACUGGAAAAGACUUCCGGUGGCAUGUUUUCCUGCUGCAGCCACCUGCAAAGAAAGCUCAGCUCCACCCACAGCCAGCUGCAAGCUGGCAUUCCACAAAGCAACACGUAAUCCCUUCAGAAACAGAGAGCAGCAGUGAGAGGGGCAGGGGUCCCCCCCAGGGCCUGGGACAUUGCAAGUGUCACUCCUGAAAAAGCUUCUGAUGAAGUAAAAAAUAAUUUCUGUGUUGUUUACAAGAAAUCGCCUUUCUUAAGAAGCAUUUGCCUUAAUCAGCUUUCAUUUCUGCCAUCUGCAGAUGAGCUGAUAAAAAUAACAUCCUGCAUUAAAUCUUGGAGGUGAUUGUUGCUUCAGUAAUCCACUUUCUUUCCAUUCAAUUACAUCAUCCCCAUCAUUUUUUUUAAGAAUACAGUUGCAGAGAGUAAGAUCUAUUUUUUAUGUGAAGCCUUUGCUUUGAUUUAGAUGUUCCACUUGUUUGAAGUGGAUGCCAUCAGGUCUGUGCAGUGUGUACUUUUGAGCGUAGCUUUUUAGAUAGCACAGUAGAAGUGUCAAGUGUAUUUAAUGGUUGUGUGCUUUAAUGUUCUGAAAUAAAGGGAACUCCACUGCAAAUAUGUCUCACCUUAUGGAACGUUCAUGCUCUUGUAAACGAUUCAUGGGGCUCUUAAGCAGGAGGCAUCUGAUACACUAUUAAACAAUGACUGUUUGCUG